ACUACCCCCGUGUGGGCGGCGGAACGUCCCGAGGAUGACGUGCGGCGUUCUCGAAUCCCGUGCCUCGCUCGCCCGCUCGCCGCUGCCGGAGGAAACGGGGAAAAGCAACAAGGAGGCAGGAGCCGGAGCGGCGCCAUGGCGGCCCUGGAGCGGCCCGUGCCCAGCCCCGAGGCGUUCCUGGGCCAGCCCUGGACCGCCUGGGUCCGCGAGGCCGCCCCCCCGCACGCGCACGGCGCCGCCCCCCCGCACAGUGUCGACGUAGAGGAGCCUGGAAAAGAGGGUGGGAAAAGCCGUGAGGUGAUGAGGCUUAAUAAAGAAGAUAUGCACUUAUUUGGCCAUUAUCCAGCUCAUGACGAUUUCUAUCUUGUAGUGUGCAAUAUCUGCAAUCAGGUAGUCAAGCCACAGGUUUUCCAGUCACACUGCGAACGGAGACACGGUUCAAUGUGUAAACCUUCCCCAUCUCCAGCUUCUCCACCCUCCAAUCCCAGGACAUCACUAGUACAGAUGAAACCGAGAUCCUGUAUCAGUGGCCAUAACCCUGUCAGCAGUAACUCAAAGCCAUUCAAAACGCCCAAAGACAAUCUACUUACCUCCAGUAGCAAACAGCACACUGUCUGUCCUUCGAAAGUAUCACGGGAUAAACCCUGUGUUCCUGUUCCUGUAGUCAGUCUAGAGAAAAUUCCUAACCUAGUGAAGGCAGAUGGUGCCAAUGUUAAAAUGAAUUCUACAACCACUACCACCAUCACCUCCUCCUCAGCCUCUUCAUCCACCAUACCUGCUCCAACUUUGGUUAAAUGUGGUUUGACAUCUAAGUCAGUGCCACCAUCACCAGAAAAGAUUCUGAACGGCAAAGGAAUUAUAGCUCCAUCAAUAGACAAGAAACAUCAAAAUGGCACUAAAAGCAGUAACAAGCCUUACAAAAGAAUCUCAGAAAGAGAAUUUGACCCAAAUAAGCACUGUGGAGUACUGGAUCCUGAAUCAAAGAAACCUUGCACAAGAUCACUCACCUGCAAGACUCACUCACUUAACCAUCGGCGAGCGGUUCCAGGCCGUAAAAAACAGUUUGACAUCCUUCUAGCUGAACAUAAAGCUCGAUCCAGGGAAAAAGAAGGUGCAAAAGACAAGGAGCAUCCACAGUCUAUAAGGGAAAGCCAUCAGAGCCAACCCACACCAGCACAAGAUUCUCUGUCAGGAUCUUCAGUGACCUCUGGACAAGAAACAAAAGUAACGUCUCCUGCAAAAUCUAAACCACCCAAUUCUUUACUUCCUAGACCAUCAUCUGCAAACAGCAUAAAUAGCAACAGUUCUUCAAACCAUAGUGGGUAUGCAGCAGACCUGCCACUGCCUUCUGGGGGAGGAGACAUCGCUAGUAGAUUGUCCAGUGAUGAAGGAGAAGUGGAUGGUGCUGAAGAAUCUGAGAAGUUAGACUGUCACUUUUCCAGCCACCAUCCCAGACCUCUUGGGUUUUGUUCAUUUGGCAGCCGUUUAAUGGGAAGAGGCUACUAUGUAUUUGAUAGAAGAUGGGACCAUUUUCGAUUCGCACUAAACUCCAUGGUGGAAAAACACUUGAAUUCACAGAUGUGGAAGAAAAUCCCUCCUGCGGCAGAUAGCCCCAUGCCUUCUCCAGCAGCACAUAUCACCACCCCUUUUCCGGCAUCAGUUUUACAGCCUUUCAGCAACCCCAAUGCAGUGUAUAUUCCUUCAACACCCAUCAACUCAAGAAUCACUUCUUCUUACAUAAUGACAUCAGCCAUGUUAUCAAAUACAGCCUUUGUGACAACGUCGGAUACGAAUUCCAUUAUGUCACACACCACAGCUUUUCCUCAUGUGGCCGCGAGUUUAAGUAUCAUGGACUCAACUUUUAAGGCGCCAUCAGCUGUGUCACCAGUGCCAGCAGUCAUCCCUUCCCCAUCCCACAAGCCAUCCAAAACAAAAACCAGCAAAUCCUCAAAAGUCAAAGACCUGUCCUCACGUAGUGAUGAGUCUUCAAGUAACAAAAAGAAAAAGCCGCAGUCCUCUUCCUCCUCAUUAUCUUUGCAGACAUCCUCGUCUUCAUUUUCAGGGUCCCACAAAAAGAACUGUGUCCUGAACCCUAGUUCAACUUUGAACUCCUAUCAGGCGACAUCUUCCUAUAACAGUAUGUCUGUGCACAAUACAAAUAAUGGAACAAGCCCACUCAGUGCCAAAUCGGAGCCCUCAGGACGGACUUCAUUAUCAAGUAGCUCAACAGACUCAGUAAAGCAUAUGAGCAUGGUAGUAAGCAGUAUUGACUCCUCUAACUUGUCUGUAUCCUCUCUUGUGCACCAUUCAGGGGACCACUCCCUUGCAGCACACAAUGCAGUGUCUUCUCUACCCCUUUCUUUUGACAAAUCAGAAGGAAAAAAACGUAAAAACUCUAGUUCUAGUAGUAAAGCCUGUAAAAUCACUAAAAUGCCUGGUAUGAAUAGUGUUCACAAAAAGAGCACUGCCAACCUUAUUUCUACGGUGCCAGAUCCUACAAACAGCUCCAUCUCUCGGCAGAUUGGAAAAAAUAGCAGUGUAGCUUUGUCACAAUCCAGUCCUUCAAGUACGUCAAAUCCAGUACACAACAGACAAAAGACGUCAAACCGGACUGGCAGAAUAAGGACUCUUCCAUAAGAAUGAAACGGAACCAGCUGAUAAUCUCUAGCUCUCAGCAGCCCUACUCCACAGGGUUUUUAUUUUCUGUCCUGCAGGUGGAUUUAACCUUUUAUCAAUUUGUGGUUUUAAAGAAAAUUUUAAAUUUACAGAAAACUGUACUAGUGCUUUGUUUAGUUUCUCACUUAGUAUUUGCCACUGAUCUGUGCAUUCUGCUUUGUUCUGUUUCACGACUUUUCAAGCUGUUAGUAUUGCAUUGCUCCCUUUGUUUCCUACAGCACUGACAGUGGACAUUCCAGAAUAAUCUAAUUCAUGGUUUGAAUUUAUUUUCAGUUGUUCUCCAAACUGCUUGUCAUUACCUAAAAACUACAGUAAUCUCUCUAUUUAUGCUUGUCCUAUGGAUAAGAAAUAUUACUGAGUGCAUUUCUCAGCAGUGUGUAACAAUUGGGGCACUGCAACUGUAGAGAAUAAUCCUGGUGGGUGCUCAACACCUCAGCUCCCGUUGACUUCAGAGGGAGAUCCAAGUGCUCAGCAUUCAGGGGAUAAACGUCUUAAGGAAUCUGUACUCCAGUCAAGGCAUAGACGAUUUAUGCACCUAACUCCCAUUAUUGUUAGUAGGAACUCAACAUGAAAAUUGGCAGGAGUCUAGGCCCUUAAGAUCAAACUAAUGGUUUGCUUCAUUAAAUGAUCUGGAUGCAAGGACAAGAGUUAAGCAGAUUGGUUUGCAUCAGUAGAAUUGCACUGACAGUGUUUUCUUAUAGGAUUACUGAAUAUUUUUUUUUUUUUUUAUAAAAUGUAGAUUUUAUAAUCGGGAAGUUGAUACUAGGUACUGGAACACUAGUUCAGAGGAGUUAAUUUUUAUUUCUACAGUGUUAAAAGUGCACUUAUGCUGGUUUAUUUACAUCUUGGGGAAAGGAGAGAGACUGCAAAUAGUAGGGAGAUUAUUACUACUUUCUUUUUUAAAAAAAGAAGGCUUAAGGCAGAUUUUAAAACUUAUAAAAUGUUUAAGCAAUUAUAAACAAGGCUAGACCCUUUGAAAAAAGUUUAGAAGAUAUUCUUAAAGUAAAUUUUUAUAGUGUUAAUUUUGUAAUAAUUUAUGUUUUGCUAUAUUUCGGAGCUAACUGACCGGAAUAGUUUCAGAAACAGUAUGAAACUUAGGAAAGUUGAAGCAAUGUUUAUAUUUUUAAGAUGUUCUUUGAAUUAUGUUUUUAUUGUACAUUUCUUCAGACUGAAAAAAUGUGUACAUAUCUUUGUUAUUUUUGCACAAUUUUUGUCUUGUUUAGUUUUAGGAGCAGUACUAUGUUGAUUUUUUUUUUAUUUAUUUUGAGUUGUAAAACUGCAGGAUUUUAAAAAUCUCAGUAACAAAGUCACCCUCUAAUUAAUCAACUGUCACUUCACCUUUGGAGGGAAACAAGUGGUUGUGAGAUUCAGUGGCUGCUUCUGAGAAAUAAUGCUAGUCAAUGACUGAAGGAGUGAGCAAUUCAGUAGUUUUAAGAAGUUUUAGCUCUUAACAUGCAUCUUUUAAUUGGAAAGCUGGAAUAUGGAGACUGUCCUUUGAAUGCUGCUUUAUAUGUAUUUUUGAACUGGCUUAGACCUGACAGCAUUUCGGGAAAGCUAAGCAUCAAGUGAAAACCCCAUGGUAUUUCUUCCUUCAUACAGAAUCAUUAUUUAAUUUUCUAUGUAUUAAAAAAUCAGCCUGAAAAGUGAAAUGGAAAUAAACAUUUUAAAAAUGGAUAUAAACUGGACCAGCCUAUAAUGCAUUCUUAGUGUAGCAUUCACUCAGCAGUUCUUUUUCUCCCCCAUUUGCCUGAAGAUCUUGUGAUUCGUUUCCAGCAAUAGAGGCUCAGAAGCUUUGGUUGUUACACAUACGCAAUGCAUAGGCCCGUCAGCCAUAAAAAGCGACUUGGAUAACUUGUAUGCCUUCUUUUGUAUCAAUGUAACGAUUGUAAAUAAUGCUGAUCAACCUUUGUAGAGAAUAGUUUAUACAGCAUAUUCUAUUACUGCUGAUUCUCAGUGAACUCUUGUUUUAAAAAAGAAAAAAAGAAAUUUUUCUAUUUACACCUUAUAUUUUGUUAUGCUGUUGACCCAUGGCACUUUAACAAAACUCUGUGGGUUUUGCAUAGCUGGUCAGUCAUGGGGUAUAUUAAAUAACUUGUUGCACAGAAACAAAUUUGCACCUGCUCUAUUGUGCUUUCCUACUACAGAUUUUAGAACCUUUUCCAGAAGACUUUUGAAGAAAGCAUGUCCAAUCAUUCUAAAGAAAAAAUGCCAUACUUGUACAGUCAAUUUCUUUUCUACAAUCCAUAUUUUGUAACACUAAGUAUUUUCAUUCUUUGUCCUGCACCUUUAUGUAUUAGCAGUAUCAAAUAGAGUUCAUUCCAUGCUUGUGAUAAUUGUAAGCAGAGUAAAUGUCUAAAGUAGGUGUAAAUAGUAAAUUCUAUGGCUUACAGUUUAAAAAAAAGGAAAAACAGAACAAACCCGUAUCUGAUUGAUACUGCCAUGGUUCAACACCAGGCCUGGAGAUAUUCUCUAGUGAGCGAUUGUAUUUUUUUUGUUUGUUUGUUUGUUUGUUUGGGGUUUUUUGCUUUAUUAUUAUUAUUUUUUUGUAACAUGGCUUUGUAAAUAAAAUAAUUUAUAUGUUUGUAAGAAAUAAA
Messenger RNA from Alligator mississippiensis (American alligator), 5270 nucleotides. RefSeq names its product ataxin 7 like 1 (gene ATXN7L1). The record is from RefSeq and is a predicted model, not a curated record. The coding region runs from base 136 to 2637 and encodes 833 amino acids. The transcript has 12 exons. Lineage: Eukaryota; Metazoa; Chordata; Crocodylia; Alligatoridae.